GUAAUCCUUACUAUUGAUAAUCCAAAAUAUCCAUUGAUUGAUGAUCCUAAUCUGAGUAAGAUAGAUAGACAAUUUAAUCUUCACCGAUAUUUUUGGCAAAGUUAUUCCUCUUCUAUUGAUGAAUCAGCUUUGGAUGGCGCAAAAAUUCUUGAUGUUGGGACUAUGGGAGAUCUAUGGACAGCACAUAUAAAAAAAGAACAUCCUUCGGCCGAUGUCACGACCAUUAACAUACCUGAAUUUCCCACUGAUCUCUCAACUGCAACAUUCGACGAAGUUAAAGCCGUUCUAAAGGGAUUGCCAUAUAAUGAAAAUACUUUUGAUCUUGUUCAUCAAAGAUUUAGAUCCAGCGCUUCAUUUACUGAACAACAAUUAAAAGAACAAGUCAUAAACGAUUAUAUCAGGGUCCUUAAACCCGGUGGUUGGAUUGAAUUCACGGAUUUUGACCAAGAACUUAUCAAUUCUGGAGAAGCUUAUAAAAAAAUUCAAAAAGCCAGAGGAUUCAAUCCUUCCCCAAGUUCAUUUCUUACCAAAUUUAUUGAAUCGCACAAGGAUUUGACCAAUUUCAAGUUCAUAGAACAUAAAUAUCCAAUUGGUAAAUGGGGAGGCGUUCUUGGUAAAGUGACAAUUAUGCAAUGGGAGGUGAUUCUUAAAGAUUAUUCUUCAGCUUUGAAGUGUGCAUUGAAUCUCUCUGAUGAAGAAUAUUCUGAUUUGUUGACAAAAUUUGUCAACGAAGUUGAAGAACAAAAAUCAUGUUGGAGCACAACUUCUAUAUUAAUUCGUACUUUUCAUACCUCGCGACCUACCUUUAGGGUGAUAAUCAGACAACCUUUAAGAACUAAAGAAGCAUUAACAUUUAAACAAAUUAUUCGUGAAUAUACAAAACCUUCAUUUAAAAUUUCAAAAGAUGUAACUAAACAACAAUCUCCAUCACCAUUACCAACAAAUCCUGUUUCUCGACCUCCUGCUGCCACCGAUACAAUUUCAAAAUCAGCAUUACAAUCAUCUGCUGAUUGGCAUAUUAUAAAAAAUUUGACAAGGUAUAUAUGGCCAAAGGAUAAUUUAUCUAUUAAAAUCCGUGUUGUUAUGGCAUUAUCUUUGUUAGUAGGCGGAAAGAUUUUAAAUGUUCAAGUUCCAUUCUUGUUCAAAAAUAUUAUUGAUUCUCUAAAUAUGGAUGCAAGUCAAUUUGGAACAGUUUGGACAGUUGCUGGUGCAAUGAUUAUUGGCUAUGGCUUGGCAAGGGGUUGCGGGACACUUUCUCAGGAACUUCGUAAUGCAAUAUUUGCCAACGUGGCUCAAAAAGCAAUUAGACAAGUAGCAAAGAAUGUGUUUUAUCAUUUGCAUCGAUUGGAUUUAAAUUUCCAUUUAUCAAGACAAACAGGAGGAUUAAGUAGAGCCAUUGAUCGCGGAACAAAAGGAAUAAGUUUUUUGCUUUCUUCGAUUGUUUUUCACGUUUUGCCGACUGCGUUUGAGAUUUCUGUAGUUUGUGGAAUUUUGUCAUAUAAAUUUGGAACAGACUUUGCAGCAGUUGCAGCUACAGCAAUGGCAACUUAUACUUUUUUUACUAUUAAAACAACUUCAUGGCGAACAAAAUUCAGAAAAGAGGCAAAUAAAGCUGAUAACGAAGCAGCGACAGUAGCAGUUGAUUCAUUGCUCAAUUAUGAGGCCGUCAAAUAUUUUAAUAAUGAAAAUUUUGAAACUGAACAAUAUGACAAAGCUUUACAUAAAUAUGAGAAAGCAUCUUUAAAAAUUGCAACUUCCUUAGCAUUCCUAAACUCUGGGCAAAAUUUUAUAUUUAGUAGUGCUCUUACUGGGAUGAUGUUUUUGGCAGCAAAUGGUAUCAUCGAAGGAACAUUGACUAUUGGUGAAUUAGUAAUGGUUAAUCAACUUCUAUUUCAAUUAUCGUUACCUUUAAAUUUUCUUGGCUCAGUCUACAGAGAGUUAAGACAAAGUUUGAUUGAUAUGGAUGUUAUGUUUAAUUUACAACAAUUGAAUGUGACAAUCAAGGAUUCGCCUCAUUCAAAACCUUUAGUUUUUAAAGGUGGAGAAAUUAGAUUCGAAAAUGUGGUAUUUGGCUAUCAUUCUGACCGUCCGAUUUUUAAGGGAGUGAAUUUCGUAGUACCUUCAGGCAAAAAAAUUGCAAUUGUAGGACCAAGUGGAUCCGGAAAAUCAAGUAUUUUGAGAUUAUUAUUUCGUUUUUAUGAUCCACAAAAUGGCAAUAUUUAUAUAGAUGGACAAAAUAUCAAGGAUAUUAAAUUGGAAAGUUUAAGAUCAAAUAUUGGCGUGGUUCCUCAGGAGACAUCACUUUUCAAUAAUACUAUUUAUUAUAAUAUUGCAUAUGGAAAUAUAAAAGCAACCAGUGAUAUGAUAGAAAAUGCAGCAAAACGUGCAAAUAUACAUGAUGUGAUAAUGACAUUACCAGAUAAAUAUGACACACGUGUUGGGGAGCGUGGUUUGAUGCUUUCUGGUGGCGAGAAACAAAGAAUAUCAUUGGCAAGGACAAUAUUAAAAAAUCCACCAAUUUUGUUUUUUGAUGAAGCUACAUCUGCGCUUGAUACACAUACUGAACAAUCGCUUUUAGAAAAUAUACGAAGCAUUCUUCGAGGAAGUCAGAAAACAAGUGUAUUUGUUGCACAUAGAUUAAGAACUAUUAUUGACGCAGAUGAAAUUAUUGUAUUAAAAGAUGGCGUAAUAAAGGAACGUGGAUCUCAUGAUAAACUUAUUCAAAAAGAAGAUGGAAUUUAUAGAGACAUGUGGUUUACCCAAGAAAAGACAUCAACUAAUUAA
Messenger RNA from Entrophospora candida, 2784 nucleotides. NCBI's taxonomy places the organism in Eukaryota, Fungi, Glomeromycota, Glomeromycetes, Entrophosporales, Entrophosporaceae. The record is from the annotation of a GenBank genome assembly.